AUGGGUACUGCUGUAUCAAAACAUCGCGCUGGCCGCCCUAACAACUGGCUUUUGCAAACACUAGAAAACCAUGAAAGUGGCAUUAACUGUAUGACGUUAAGUGAUGACACUAGUGUACUGGCAACGGGCUCGGACGAUAACACCAUACGAUUAUGGAGCACAAGAACUGAAUCUGUGGAAUAUCUCACUGUUCUUGCUGGUCAUGCGGAUUACAUCACGCAUAUAGUUAUUCUGGAUAGUUAUUUAGUUAGCUCAAGUGCUGAUCACACUAUUCGAAAGUGGGACAUGCCAAGUGCACGAUGUGUAUUUAUUUGCACUGGCCAUACAUCAAUCGUUAAUCGAAUCACUUGUACCGAAGAGUUGAUUUUCUCAACGUCGUACGAUCGAACAGCACGCUGCUGGGAUUAUCGUACUGGAACUUGUAUUCGUACAUUUCACGGUCAUCAUCAUGGUCUCCUUCCGUUGUUAUUCAUCCCGGCAAAUCGCGAUGCGGAGGAAGAGAGUACAUUCGAAGAGGAAAUGAAUAUCUACACCAAAGAUAUUCUCAUUACUGGCUCGCAGGAUUUAACCGCCAAAACUUGGUCACUGAAAACGGGCGAUUGUUUGAAAACAUUCGAAGGUCAUAUUGGAGCGGUACUUUGUCUGGCAACCGAUGCUCAAGGGAAAGUGCUCUUCACAGGGUCAGGUGAUAAUACUAUUCGAGUUUGGGAUAUCUAUCGAGGAAAUGAAUUACGUAUUUAUGAUCUUCAUCAAGCACCCGUUAUUAAUAUUCUUGUCGCCAAUAAGUUAUUGUAUUCGCUCAGUGCUGAUCAUACUGUCCGUUGUUGGAUUAUAGAUGUUGGCGACUGUAUACGAAUAUACAAAGGCCAUCAUCAUUCAGUAUCAUGUAUUCAGCUUGAAAAUGAUCUCGUCUUUACUGGUUGUGGUGAUGCGAUUGUACGAUGUUUUGAGGCACGUUCGGGUGUUAUGAAACGUGCUUUCAAAUCGCAUGAAUUAGCAGUCAAUUGUAUACAGAUCGUUGACGAUCGAUUGUUUAGUGGAUCAGUCGAUGGAUCUUUGAAAGUGUGGGACAUAAGUGAUCUGAGAUCUCGUGCACCUCCUGAUCCCAAAUCAAAAGUUUCCGAUAAUAGUCGAGAGAAAACAGAUGCUGAAUCAGGUAUCGACAAUCAUGAGUACCGUGAGCGUCGAGUGCAAAACAUGGUGUAG
Molecule: messenger RNA, 1206 nt
Organism: Adineta ricciae
Lineage: Eukaryota; Metazoa; Rotifera; Eurotatoria; Adinetida; Adinetidae
Source: the annotation of a GenBank genome assembly